AUGGCAGGGACACUAGUGGAGAUCUCGGGCCAGAAGAGAUGGAUGAGCGAAUUGAGGUUGCCGAGGGCGUGCAGCUUCAGCUCUGGGUGCGGCUCGUUCAGCAUUGCCAGCAGCCCGCCGGCCGAGCUCGGCGCCGCGAUUGUCGCUACCGCCAUCUGCCUGCCCCCUCCACAGGCCACUCCAAAUGGCUCCAAACCAACCGGAUCCCCUAUCCUUCUCCUCCCUCCUCCCUCUCCUCCCGCACGCACCCCCUUACUCGACUACCCCCUCCUCCAAGCAACUCGUCGCGUCCAAAGAAAACCCCUAAAAGGUGGAAACAACGAACAUUUCGAAUAG
This is a messenger RNA of Spirodela intermedia, 336 nucleotides long. NCBI's taxonomy places the organism in Eukaryota, Viridiplantae, Streptophyta, Magnoliopsida, Alismatales, Araceae. The record is from the annotation of a GenBank genome assembly.